Nerophis lumbriciformis (worm pipefish) is the source of this 2816-nucleotide messenger RNA. It is a transcript of the gene mdm2, whose product is annotated as MDM2 proto-oncogene. The record is from RefSeq and is a predicted model, not a curated record. Gene Ontology annotation, molecular function: identical protein binding; p53 binding; ubiquitin protein ligase activity. Gene Ontology annotation, biological process: regulation of gene expression; cell cycle; regulation of cell cycle. Gene Ontology annotation, cellular component: nucleus. NCBI's taxonomy places the organism in Eukaryota, Metazoa, Chordata, Actinopteri, Syngnathiformes, Syngnathidae.
UUUUUGCUGUAAUAUUUUUGUUUUGAAAAGUCACUGUGACUGAUAGAAAAGUGAUGGUUUUAGCAACAUUUUAACCUGUCUGAAUGCUAAUAAUCAUUUUGCGUCGGGGGGCGAAGCCCUGAACCCUCCACCAGGACUUUGUCCUGGACCUACCGAGGCCUGCGGCCCUUGGACCCUGGCUACUAGGUUUUUCUGAUUUCAAAAGUUGGCAGGUAUGAAGUAAUAUAAAAUUGAUCAAAUGUGGGCCGCAAAGAGUUCCCGGAACUUUAAAUACGCAGACAUAGUUUCCCUAUGGCUGCUGCAUUGCAGCGCAAUGAGAGCGGUGGCGUGCGGGAAGUGGAACGUUUUAAAAAAAGUACUUUUAUUAACGCGCACAUGUUAAAAAUUAAAUUUCAAUGUUGAUGAUGUGCAUUUAUUUAACAAAAAUGAACGUUAUGGCAAGCAUGAAAAUAGUUUAUUUCAGCUAUUUUCCUUAAAAUACGCACUGAGUCUGUGGCGUAUGUUAUAGCUCAUUACUCAAUGGAACAAACCAAUCAAAAGAUGACCAAGAAAAUGCAUUAGGUAAGAAACCCUUCCAUCGGUGCCAAAUCUGUUUGAGGUGGCGAGCCACCACAACUAUAACUUAACCCUGUAAAUGAAAACAUAAUCUGUGAUGUUAAUAUUGUCACUUUUAGUCGCUCUAGUUUAGCUGGGAUGGGGCCUGGUUGUCACUAGGCGAUCCGUGAGUCACGUCAGACUUGUCCCGGCAUGUCUACUACGAUGAUUCAAUCAGCUGUUGCAGUCUGUGUGUGUGCGGUGCUGACUCAGCCCAGCUGGCCCUGAUAGGCCGGAAUGAACUAGAGGCAGCCUAGCGUAAGUCUGGUCUAGUCCUGACAUGUCUCAGUCGCUCUAUAAGGGGACGCUGCCGCACUUGUCUCCCACUCCUUCUGCACUUUACCUCUGCAUGUCUUGCACAUCAUGGACCACUGACUGCACUCUCUGAUUGUCCAGAUCAUCUAACAAAUACAACAUGGACACCUCUGACGACAACAAACUGGUCCGACCCAAGGAGGGGUUGUGCUCUUUGCUGCAGCUGGCAGGAGCCACCAAAGAUGUCCUUACCAUGAAGGAGGUGAUGUUCUACCUGGGUCAAUACAUCAUCCAGAAGCAGCUGUAUGACCAGAAGCAGCAACACAUCGUGCACUGCUCCCAUGAUGAGCUGGGCCGCGUGCUUGGCGUUGACAGCUUCUCAGUCAAAGAACCUCGGGUUUUAUUUACCGUGCUCACCAAGAACCUGGUGGCUGCGACGAGCCAAGAAGACUCCUCGCAAAGUUUAGGUGAAGCAAGCAGCAGCAGCAGCCAGGUGGAGCAGACGCAGGUCAGACAGGAAGCUGCAAGUUGCUCCACAACACCAAACAGGAGGAGACAAAGGAGGCGGCGGCGUAGGAGCUGCAGAAGCAACGACACAGGCCCCUCCCACAGCAUAGAGGAGGAUAAGGAAGAGGAGGCCUCAGAGGAGGAUGAGGACGGUCCAAAGAGGAGGAGGUCGGACAGUUACUCCCUGACCUUUGAUGACAGCCUGUCCUGGUGUGUGAUUGGUGGACUGGCAGCUGCGGGGGACAGACAGUCGUCCAACUCUCACAGCGCUGGAGGGAGGUCGGAGGUCACGACUGCUGCAGCCGAGUCUGACAGCGACAACUUCAGCGUGGAAUUCGAGGUGGAGUCUGUCCAUUCCGACGACUACGGCGAAGACGACGCGUCUUUGUCUGCAGACGACCAGGUGUACGAGUUCACCAUCGUCGAUACGGAAGACGACGACUCGUUUGACGAAGACACGGAAAUCACUAAAGCCGAUUACUGGCGCUGCGGCAAGUGUGACGAGUUGAACCCGCCUCUCCCGAGAAACUGCCUUCGUUGCUGGAUGCUGCGCCAGGAUUGGCUGCGGGACACUUCCUGCCCUAAGGCCCUGCCCAGGAAGCCGACGAACCAAUCAGCCGUCGGAGAUUCUGCAGGUUCUGAUGCUGAGGAUAACGAAGGCGUCGACGUUCCGGAUGGAAAAAGAACAAAAAGUCCUGAUCCUCAGUCUCAAUGCUACUCUGACUCCGCCUCCUCCGCGACCAACUCCCAGGAUCUCCUGUCCAUCUCCCAGCCCUCCUCCUCCUCGCAGGAGAAGCUGUGGACGAGCGAUUCCCAGCCGACCUCCUCCACAGAGUCACUGGAGAUUCUCCCGUUCUCCGCCGCCGAUCCGCCCGCCCCCGGCCACGUCCCCGAGCUGGAGCGCAGCGUGUCGGCCGAGUGGCGCCUACCCGACUCGUGUCUGGACCCGUGUUUGAUCUGUCAGUCCCGACCCAAAAACGGCUGCAUCGUCCACGGCAGGACGGGUCACCUCAUAUCCUGCUACGUCUGCGCCAGGAAGCUUAAGAAGAGGAACAAACAGUGUCCCGUCUGCAGGCUUCCCAUCGAGGCUGUGAUCCUCACCUACGUCAGCUGAGACCUCCCUGAAGUGUGCUGACCUACCUCUGCCUUCCACAGUUGAUCUCCAGCACGUUGAAAUAAUAUUAAUCAAUAAUCAUUCAUCUAUAUUCUAGGAAGUUCCAAAAAUGUUCCUGAAAUAAUUUUUCGUUUGUGUUUAUUUUCAACAAUCAGCACCAACAGAAACAUGUCAAGCAAUGUUUGAUGUUUUUGUCACAAAGUAUUUUCGUGCGUAGUUUAACAUAAUGUCACUCUUUACAUUUUACAUGCAGUUUUGUGAUGAUAGAAUAUUCUAUAAAUGUUUCCUGAAGUAGGAAAUGCGAAGUUUAACUUAUAAUCUUGUCAGGAAGUAUCCUUGAAAUAAU